Molecule: messenger RNA, 1179 nt
Organism: Phytophthora nicotianae INRA-310
Lineage: Eukaryota; Oomycota; Peronosporomycetes; Peronosporales; Peronosporaceae
Exons: 2
Coding region: 103-1095 (330 amino acids)
Cellular component (GO): mitochondrion
Molecular function (GO): flavin adenine dinucleotide binding; electron transfer activity
Source: RefSeq, a predicted model, not a curated record
GAUUUCUCAGAUUUCUCAGAUCCUUGAGGUCACGUCGGGCGCGUGCCUUCCCUCCCUUGUCAUUGCAAGAUCCGCCUGCACCAGCUUCUACUUCGUAUCGACAUGCUCGCCCGACAGAUCAUCCGCCGCGUCGCCACGCAGACUCCGCGCAGCGCGGCCAUGUCCACGCUGGUGGUGGCCGAGCACAACCAGUCGCAGAUCUCCGGGGCCACGCUGGCCACGGUCUCGGCCGCCACGCAGAUCGGCGGGGACAUUACCAUGCUGGUGCUGGGCAGCCAGGCCGGUCCGGCCGCCGAGGCCGCUGCCAAGGUGGCCGGCGUCACGAACGUGCUGCACGCCGCAGACCCCAAGUACGACCACUGCGUGGCCGAGGAGGUGGCCGAGCUGCUGGUGGCCGCCCAGAAGGCCGGCGACUACUCGCACGUGCUGGCCCCCAGCUCCAACGCCAGCAAGAACUACCUGCCUCGCGCCGGCGCCAAGCUGGACGUGGCCCCCAUCUCGGACAUCCUGGCCGUGGCCGAUAAGGACACGUUCUUCCGUCCCACGUACGCCGGCAACGCCAUCGCGCAGAUCAAGUCCAAGGACGCGGUGAAGCUCAUCACGGUGCGACCCACCGGCUUCGAGAAGGCCGCGGCCGAGGGCGGCAACGCGUCCGUAAGCCCGGCCCCGGAGGCCCCGACGGCCGGCAAGACGAGCUUCGUCUCGGAGGAGGUGAGCAAGUCGGAGCGCCCGGAUCUGGCCUCGGCCCGCGUGGUUAUCUCGGGUGGCCGCGGCCUUAAGAGCGGCGAGAACUUCGAGAUGCUCUACAAGCUGGCCGACAAGCUGGGCGGCGCUGUGGGUGCCUCGCGUGCCGCCGUGGACGCCGGCUUCGUGCCCAACGAGCUGCAGGUCGGCCAGACCGGCAAGGUGGUGGCCCCGGAGCUGUACGUGGCGGCCGGUAUCUCUGGCGCGAUCCAGCACUUGGCCGGCAUGAAGGACAGCAAGACGAUCGUGGCCAUCAACAAGGACGAAGAGGCCCCGAUCUUCCAGGUGGCCGACUACGGCCUCGUCGACGACCUCUUCAACGCCGUGCCUGAGCUCACGGAGAAGAUCUAAGCGAUGUCGACACGCACACAAGUUGAGAAAUAUGACAAAAAUUCCCAUAUUCAUCGCAAUAAUGCAAUUGCCAACCCUUUUUUU